AUGUGUUUCAGGCUGGUCAGGAUGAUGAUGAACUCAGAGAAGAUGAAGAAGAAACCUCCGAAGGACAGUUUGACUCUGCUGCCAUGUUUCUACUUCGUGGAGCUGCCCAUUGUGGCUUCUUCUAUGGUGUCUCUGUACUUCCUGGAGCUGACUGACGUGGUGCAGCCGGCUCAAGUAGGUUUCCGCUGCCACGACCGGGAGCUCAGCAUGCCGUACGUGGACGGAGGGGAUGAGCUGAUCCCGCUGCUGAUGCUGCUCAGCCUCGCCUUCGCCGGACCCGCCGCUUCGAUCAUGGUGGUUGAAGGUCUGAUCUACUGCCUGCAGUCCAGACUGAAGCACCGCAGGGCGGAAGGAAGCAUCAACGCCGGAGGCUGCAACUUCAACUCCUUUCUGAGGAGGACGGUCCGCUUCGUAGGUGUGCACGUUUUCGGCCUGUGUGCAACAGCUCUGGUCACUGACAUCAUCCAGCUGUCGACAGGUUACCACGCCCCGUUCUUCCUCACCGUCUGUAAACCCAACUACACUCAGGCUGGAGUGUCAUGUGAUAAAAACCCGUACAUCACAAAGGACAUCUGUUCUGGACAUGACCAGCACGCCAUCAUGGCCGCCAGGAAGACGUUUCCUUCCCAGCAUGCCACUCUGUCAGCCUUCGCUGCCGUUUAUGUUUCUAUGUAUUUUAACUCGACCAUCUCCGACAGCACCAAACUGCUGAAGCCAGUGCUGGUUUUCGCGUUCGCCAUCGCAGCGGCGCUGACAGGUCUGACACAGAUCACUCAGCACCGCAGCCACCCCAUUGACGUCUACGUUGGCUUCCUCAUCGGAGCCUUCAUCGCUGCCUACCUGGCAUUUCAUGCUGUGGCCAACUUCAAGUCCUCUGAUGACAUCACUCCAGCCCCACCUCCACAACCUCCAAAAGAGGACCCUCUUCGAGCGCUGACGGAGCGAGGACAUGAGUCCGUCUACAGCAAGGGCCCCGCCUCCGCCUCGGAGAGUAAUGAUGAGAUAGCGGCUGCUCCAGUCCCCAUGGACCAGCUGGACAGCCUCGGGGCCAUGCAGAGGGAGAAGGCAUCCAUGGGGAGUCUGAAGAGGGCCAGUGUGGAUGUAGAGCUCCUGGCUCCUCGCAGCCCAAUGGGGAAGGAGACCAUGUUGACCUUCAGUAACACCCUGCCAAGGGCUAGCAUGACCAUUAAUGGGGUGCUGGGGGCUAACGAGGGACCAGAGGAUCUGUCUCAAUCAGCUCAACCUGUCCAGCCCGUCCAGCGGCGUCUGAAGGCCGUUCAGGUUCCCAUGGACCCAAUGCGGUCUCAGCAGCUGGUGUCAGAAUGGAAGCAGAAGUCGAUGGAGAUGAGAGGCCUGAGCGUCCGGGAUGAGGCACAGCGUGAAGUGAGUGAGGAUGACUCCGAGGCGGGCUCGGUGGGGACUGACGAUGGGGGUUCACAGGCCCCUAUCUACCAACCCGUGGUGCAGUGUGGGAGGGCAACCUCCAGUCACAACUCUACUCCACCUUCAGGGAGCGCCAAAGCUGUGGCAACUCCUCGACCACCACAGAUCCCUGAAGCAGGACCCCCACCAGUGUCCCCAAAGAGCGCCUUGACCCGGGCCAAGUGGCUCGCUAUCCGCGAGAAGACAAGUGGGGAGGGUUCGGCCCGCAGUGCCGCCAACCAACCACGACUCAUGCAGGUCAUCACCAUGUCAAAGCAGCAGGGCCUCCUCCCCUCCUCUUCAUCCGGGGAGAAGUCAUCUGAGACCACCUCCACCUGCUCCGGCACCUCCUCCACAGCCGACUCACCGCAUUACCGCCCCACCUCUGAGCAGCAGCGGGAGGGGUCAGGUAUCAUCACAGUUGAUGCCCACGCCCCUCACCAUCCUGUGGUCCAAGUCCCGCCUCCGCAGGCCCCGUCCCUUGCAGGUAACGGUAACCCAUGGGAAUGGGCAGGGGCGUCCAAUGGGGGCGACCUGCGAGACAUCUACGACCUCAACAGCAUUAACCGGGGAGAUUCAUCUGUCCGUGGCAGCAGCUUCCGGCCUCACCGAUCUGCCUCACCGUGCUCCACCGUCGACCCCGACCCGGCCCCACCUCAUCCCCAGGUGGAGAUAGCAGCAGACACUAAGCGCAGAGAAAUGGCCAUGAGACGGAAGACAGCACUAGUUCUGUUGGAUCGAGAGAUUCGUAACCAAACUGAACAGGAGAACUAUUAUAAGAGUUUGCAGGGACGAAGGUUCAAGGAUUAGUCUCUUAGCUUUUUAAAACAAAAGCCUUAUUUCAAAACUGGUCACUAACAGCACAGUACCUGGACAGCAGUGAGAACUAUGUUGCUAUGCAUUUCUUGGGCUAAAUGUGAUGGAAGGAAGGAGCUGCAAGAAAUGAAAGUUUCUAUCCACAAAGGUCAGGCCUGCUCAGCGGCUUAACACUCUGGACAGGUGUCUUUCCAUACUGUAGAUAUUCUAUAUACAGAAACAGGAUCUUAACCAUUUUUCUCUGUGUGUCCAGGACUCCAGAA
Molecule: messenger RNA, 2501 nt
Organism: Toxotes jaculatrix (banded archerfish)
Lineage: Eukaryota; Metazoa; Chordata; Actinopteri; Toxotidae
Gene: plppr3b
Product: phospholipid phosphatase related 3b
Exons: 7
Coding region: 1-2232 (743 amino acids)
Biological process (GO): phospholipid metabolic process; phospholipid dephosphorylation; signal transduction
Molecular function (GO): phosphatidate phosphatase activity
Source: RefSeq, a predicted model, not a curated record